This is a messenger RNA of Brassica oleracea var. oleracea, 645 nucleotides long. RefSeq lists its product as uncharacterized. NCBI's taxonomy places the organism in Eukaryota, Viridiplantae, Streptophyta, Magnoliopsida, Brassicales, Brassicaceae. The transcript has a single exon. The coding region runs from base 20 to 517 and encodes 165 amino acids. The record is from RefSeq and is a predicted model, not a curated record.
CCAUAAACUUUCAAUCAAAAUGUUCCAAAGAAGAAGGCCCAUUUUUCAGAGAGUCUCAAAUAUACUAAAAGUCUCAAUCUUGAGAAGACCAAUCAUCCCAAGACUCAAGCUUCCUAUAAAACAAAGAAGAUCAGCCAAGCGGGUCAAGCUCCUUCAACAAUACAACUACAAGUUUCUUCAAGAGUCUCAGUUCUCACCUCUACGCACAUCUGUUAUCUCAUACCGUAGGAAGCGAAACCGCAUAUCUAGGUUGGGUAUUAAACACAUUUUCAGUUUAUUGUUUCUUUCACGGUGCAUCGGUCGGUCUAGUGACGAGCAUAUUGUUGAUACAAUAACACACAAUUGGAUGGAGAUGGAGCCUCUUCAUUGUGUCCACGGAAUUUCUUCUUCAUCAAGGGAUAUUUGGCAAUCCUUCGAUUACUUCAGUGAAGAUGAUUCGAUUGACUUGAAGGCGGAGAGAUUCAUCAAAAAGUUCUACGAUGAGAUGAGGUUGCAAGAGCGGGAAUUUAGUUGUUAAGUGCUAUAGUUUUUUUUUACGUCAGUUUAGUGCUAUAGUUGCUUUUUUGAAAUUUUCAAUUGUUAUUUUUGUGCUAUUUUGAUUUUCCACGUCAUUUGUGUUAUUAAUUUUCUCCGCAUCAUAUUUGA